UACACCCCAAUACACACCCAAUACACCUCAAUACACCCCCAAUACACCCCAAUACACACCCAAUACACCUCAAUACACCCCCAAUACACCCCAAUACACCUCAAUACAACCCUCUCCAUCCUUGUGUCCCCGUUUAGGCUUCGCCUUCCCGGACUGGGCGUACAAGGCGGAGUCGAGCCCCGGCUCCCGGCAGAUCCAGCUGUGGCACUUCAUCCUGGAGCUGCUCCGGCAGGAGCGGUACCGGGAGCUCAUCGCCUGGCAGGGGGACUGCGGCGAGUUCGUCAUCAAGGACCCCGAUGAGGUGGCCCGGCUCUGGGGGGUGCGCAAGUGCAAGCCCCACAUGAACUACGACAAGCUCAGCCGCGCGCUCAGGUACUACUACAACAAGCGCAUCCUACACAAGACCAAAGGCAAACGCUUCACCUACAAGUUCAACUUCAACAAGCUGGUGCUGGUCAAUUACCCCUUCAUCGACGUGGGGCUCGCAGGCCCGCCGCUGCCGCAGAGCGCCCCCCCGCUGCCCUCGCUCGGAGGGGGGGGGGGCGGCGGAGUGGGGGGGGGCACCCCCCAUUUCUGCUUCCCCCCCUCCCCCUUCCCUUGCCGGCCCCUCCCCCACCGCAUCUGAGGGGCUCUCCCCUCCCCUCCCCCCCCCACUGUGGAAGCCGCCCUCGCCCCCCCCCCUUCCUCUUCCUCUUCCUCUUCCUCCUCCUCCUCCUCCUCCUUCUCGCGCCGCCUCGGCUCCCUCAGCGACGGCUCCGAGCUCGAGGAAGGGGGGGGUGCCGGGGACCCCCUCCCCCCCUUACCCCCUCCCCCCCUCCCCCCUCUUUCGGGGGGGGGCGGGGGCAGCUUCCGACCCCUCCCCCCCCAUCCCCACCCCCCCCCGCGCUUGACCCCAGACGCCCUUUUCCGCCUUUACACCCCCCCCCCCCCCCC
Messenger RNA from Pezoporus occidentalis (night parrot), 933 nucleotides. Its product is annotated as ETS domain-containing transcription factor ERF-like. Gene Ontology annotation, cellular component: nucleus. Gene Ontology annotation, biological process: regulation of transcription by RNA polymerase II; cell differentiation. The annotation marks the transcript as partial. The transcript is spliced from 3 exons. Lineage: Eukaryota; Metazoa; Chordata; Aves; Psittaciformes; Psittacidae. Gene Ontology annotation, molecular function: DNA-binding transcription factor activity, RNA polymerase II-specific; sequence-specific DNA binding. The record is from RefSeq and is a predicted model, not a curated record.